Messenger RNA from Polychytrium aggregatum, 1726 nucleotides. Its product is annotated as magnesium transporter NIPA-domain-containing protein. Gene Ontology annotation, biological process: magnesium ion transport. The record is from RefSeq and is a predicted model, not a curated record. Gene Ontology annotation, molecular function: magnesium ion transmembrane transporter activity. Gene Ontology annotation, cellular component: membrane. Bases 150 to 1595 code for a protein of 481 amino acids. NCBI's taxonomy places the organism in Eukaryota, Fungi, Chytridiomycota, Chytridiomycetes, Polychytriales. The transcript has 5 exons.
GCCGCACGCUCCUUCCCACCCUCCCCUCUCCCACAAGAACUCAUCGGGAGCACCAGCAGAAUAGAGCAGAAGAAACAGUCUCGCCAACAAGAAAGAAACCCACCGCAGCAACCUUUCCGAAUCAAGCGUGCUAGAGCAUCUGGUCUACCAUGUCCGUCGUAACCCUCUCCCACUUUGGCGCCUUACGGCCGUUCUAUCUAACUGCCACAAACGACACGAUCACAACCGACGUCACAGCAAAUCAGCCGUCGUGGUAUACCGCCGUGGGCAUCAUCCUCGCCCUGACCUCGGGGCUCUUCAUCGGCAGCAGUUUCAUCUUCAAGAAGAAGGGACUCCUCGACACCAACGCCCUCGGCCACGAGGCUGGCGUAGGCCAUGCCUAUCUGAAAAACGGAAUGUGGUGGACGGGCAUGAUUUUAAUGGGGCUCGGCGAGGUUGCAAAUUUCGGUGCCUAUGCGUUCACACCCGCCAUCAUGGUCACCCCGCUGGGUGCGCUGAGCGUGGUGAUCAGCGCCAUCCUGUCAUCCAUCUUCCUGAAGGAGCGCCUGAAUUUCUCGGGCAAGAUCGGCUGUGCGCAGUGCGUCGUUGGCGCUACCAUCAUCGUCUUGCACGCACCCAAAUCGAACACGACCAAGGGCGUCGAUGACUUUUUUGGAUACGUUUUGCGGCCAGGGUUUAUCGUAUACAGUGUCCUGUGUACAGGUGCGAUCCUGUACCUAAUAUUCAUCCUGGCGCCCAAGUACGGCGACAAGCAUCCGAUCGUCUACAUUUCCAUCUGCUCGUUCGUUGGCUCGUUCCUGGUGCUGAGCUGCCAAGGAUUCGGAGCUGCGCUGGUCUACACUGCUGCGCAUUGGACAGACGACAACCAGUUCCUGCGGUGGCCCCUGUACCUCCUAAUUGCCUUCAUAGCCUUCACGAUAUGCGUCCAAAUCAACUACCUAAACAAAGCCCUGAAUCUGUUUUCGACCGCGAUCGUGACGCCCGUGUACUAUGUUUUCUUCACGACCGCGACCUUGGUAGCCUCGAUCAUCCUUUUUGGCUUCCAGGUGACCGACCCGAUCAGCUCGAUCAGCAUCAUCUGCGGCUUCCUGGUGAUCGUCGGCGGCGUGGCCCUGCUGUUCCAGUACAGUCUGAAACUUACCAAGAUGAGCGCCCUGACUCGGUUAACGGCCGAGCCGCCGGGCGAGGCGCAGCCGCAGGAAAACCUCGAUGAGCCCGGGGUCGUGGUGAUCACCCCCAACAAGCCGCCGGAAGAAACCGAAGGAGUGGGGCCGGCGGAUUCCCUCGACUCGAUCAUCAUCGGUAGCCGGACGAGCCCCAAGCCGGCGGGCGGCCCAGAUGAGGGCGUGGCCCUUGCCGAGAUCCACCCACCGCUGCCCCAGCCCAACACACCUGCGUCUGGGUCGGCGCCGAUAGCGACUCUGACCACACUCCGACGACACGUCUCUGCCUCGGCCGCACAUGUGGCCUCGAAUGUCUCGAACGCCCUCCAGUUCCUGUCGCGGGAUCCGUCCCGCCCGGCCCCGGCAUACGUUCACAUCCGAAGCGUACCCUCUGCAGCGCCCUCGAUUGACUCGGAUCCCGUCCAAAAGUAGACGACGGUAACUGAGCCGGUUUACAGCAAGCUCGUAAGGCCCUGGCUGGGGCAUCGACUGCGUCAAAGUCCCUGUUUCCAUCAUAUCGUUUCCCUGUCAUGUCUGUGGGCCUCUUUGAGCUUUUUGAAACA